AUGCGCAUCGCAUUUCUACUCGAGACUCUGGUCGUCGCUGCUUUGGCCCUUGUAGGUCACGCGCAAGACGAUGACUGCAAGCAGGGUCUAAUCAACAACCUCGUCUUCGGGGAGGGAACGUUCGUUGGGCAGCAAUACGGGGACUCGAACAAGGAACUUUACUGCGAAACUCGAUGGAAACAAGGUCUGGUAGUCAAUGGUAUCGAGGUAUGGGCUAGCAAGGACAAUGUGCAAGCUUUCCGCCUACGCUACACAGACGGGACCUGGAGCAAACAGUAUGGAAACCCUAAGCCAGACGACUGGAGCCACGAACAGGUACUAUGGGAUUCUGGAGACAAGAUUGAGAGUAUCAAGAUCCAGCCCAACAAGAAACGGGAUUCCCCAGGAAAAAUGGAGUGGAAGAUCAAGGGAAAAGAGCCAGUCACACUGGGAUCCAAAAAGACAUGGGGUGACCAGAUAGAUGCCGAACUAUUCUCUGGCAUUUUUCUCGGCGUGUGGGGCAAAGGCGAUGCCGAUUAUCUCAGUUCUAUGAUGCUCCUGUUUCUCAAGACAGACGUCGAAGCUGCGGAAAUUAGUGAGAUGAAGUUCGACCAAACGAUUGAAGAAAUGAACGCAAAGCAAGAAGGCAUCGAGGAUAUAUUCAUGAGUCGUAUCGUCAUCGAGAACACGAACAAAUUCGGAGACAACAAGACAUAUAGCUUCAUCAACACUGGUCAGCGUGACAAGAAGAUGUCGGCUCAGCAGUCCACCACCCACACAAUCAGUGCAGGAACAGAGCUGACUGUCUCCGGUAAAGCCGGUGUACCCUUACUGGCUGAAGCUGAGGUCUCGGCAUCCGUUUCAGCGGGGUAUCAACUUGCGCACAUGGAGACCAAAGGUACAGAACAGACUAGCAUCUUCAAGAUGGAGUGGAAUGAAUCCGGAGAGUUGAAACCAGGGUUUGCGGCCGUGUGUCAAGCUAUUGCGUACAAGGGAACAUAUUCAAGUGGAUACACGUCUACCGUAAAAUCAUUCCUCCGCGAUGGGUCGUCGUUCAGCUACACGCAGAGGGGCCAUUUCGACUCAGUGGGCUACAUGGAAGGGAAAAGCAACUGCGAGAUCACUACGCUUGAUAAGGUACCGCCAGGUAUUGAGAAGAAGGAGGCCGACCCGAAGAAGCCAAAGGUGGCCCGACAGUUCACUGGCUAA
Molecule: messenger RNA, 1188 nt
Organism: Periconia digitata
Lineage: Eukaryota; Fungi; Ascomycota; Dothideomycetes; Pleosporales; Periconiaceae
Source: the annotation of a GenBank genome assembly